Arabidopsis lyrata subsp. lyrata is the source of this 750-nucleotide messenger RNA. RefSeq lists its product as uncharacterized. The record is from RefSeq and is a predicted model, not a curated record. Bases 61 to 750 code for a protein of 229 amino acids. The transcript has 3 exons. NCBI's taxonomy places the organism in Eukaryota, Viridiplantae, Streptophyta, Magnoliopsida, Brassicales, Brassicaceae.
UUCAAUUUGGGAUUUUUCCUGAGAAAUUAAACGAGGUCAUCCGAAUCGAAACCUGCAACUAUGAAGAUGAACAACAAAGGUUUUAAUCAGAAGCCACGUGCAAUUUAUCAUCUAAAUCUGAGUUCCAAGUCUAAAUUAGCCACCGUUAUCUUCAUCAUCAUCUUCACUCUAAUCUUCGGUACUUGGAUGGAUUUGUUUGUAAUAGGUCGAAUCCAAAUGAUGACCACAUCAAUAUUGACAACGACAAACACAAUCAUCAAGAUCCCUUUAAACUGCAACGCAAAACAAACAUGCCCUUCAAAUUAUCCAAGCAGAUUCGAACCAGCGAUCUCUUCCUCGGAAACUUGUCCUGACUACUUCAGAUGGAUCCAACAAGACCUAAAAGCAUGGGAAGAGACAGGGAUCACAAGGGAAACACUAGAGAGAGCAAAACCAAAAGCUCAUUUCAGGCUAGUGAUUAAGUCAGGGAGAUUGUAUGUUCAUCAGUACGACAAGGCUUAUGAGUCAAGAGAUGUUCUCACAAUCUGGGGGAUACUUCAGCUUCUAAGAAUGUAUCCUGGUCAAGUCCCUGAUCUUGAGCUUCUCUUCUUCUGUCAUGAUAAACCCGCUAUUUGGAAACGAGACUUUAGGCAACCACAACCAAAUGCCACGUGGCCUCCUCCACCGUUGUUUCAGUACUGUGGUCACCGUGAAGCCUACGGCAUCGUUUUCCCUGAUUGGAGCUUCUGGGGCUGUUUUAUAUGUUUUUGA